AUGCGAGGAUGUCUGCAGUUAGCCAGGUGGCUGGGCACCGCUGCGGCGAGACGUCCGGCUGCGAGCCUGCUCAAGCCGACCUUUACUCAUGAUGGCCGCCGAUUCUUCGCCAGCUCCGCGGCACGAUAUGCACAAGCAAGUAAGACCGUUUCCGAUUUGGAGAAGAGGAUCGCCGCGAUACCUCUCGAACGGUACCGCAAUUUCUGCAUCGUCGCCCACGUCGACCAUGGCAAGAGCACGUUGUCCGAUCGAUUGCUGGAGUUGACGGGCACGAUACAGCCGGGAUCAAAUAAGCAGGUUCUCGACAAGCUUGAUGUGGAGCGAGAAAGGGGUAUUACAGUCAAAGCGCAGACGUGUACAAUGAUAUACAAUCACAAUGGAGAGGAUUAUCUGUUGCACCUGGUCGAUACGCCCGGACAUGUCGACUUUCGCGCCGAAGUGUCACGAAGUUAUGCUAGUUGCGGAGGAGCUCUGCUUCUCGUGGAUGCCAGCCAAGGUGUCCAGGCGCAAACGGUUGCUAACUUCUACCUGGCCUUCGCUCAGGGACUGGAGCUGAUACCGGUUAUCAAUAAAGUCGAUUUGCCCUCAGCAGACCCCGAACGAGCUCUGGAGCAAAUGAGAACAUCGUUUGAAAUUGAGACAGACAACGCCGUGCGGGUUUCAGCAAAGACUGGACUAAAUGUCUCUGAAAUCCUGCCGACAGUUAUCGAGAAGAUCCCAGCGCCGAUCGGUGACAGCAAGCAACCACUCCGCAUGCUCUUGGUAGAUUCGUGGUACGAUACAUAUAAGGGGGUUAUCCUACUGGUGCGCAUAUUCGAUGGAGAGAUCAGAGCUGGCGAUCAAAUCGUCUCCUUUGCAACGGGUCUCAAAUAUUUCGUUGGCGAGGUCGGUAUUAUGUAUCCAGACCAAACCCCACAGACUACGCUCCGUGCCGGCCAAGUGGGUUAUAUCUACUUCAAUCCCGGUAUGAAGCGAAGUAAGGAAGCGAAGAUUGGGGAUACAUUAACCAAAGUUGGCUUCGAGAAGAUGAUUGAGCCGCUCCCAGGUUUUGAAGAACCACAGGCCAUGGUCUUCGUGGCAGCCUAUCCGGUUGACGCAGACCACUUCCCUCACCUGGAGGACAGCAUCAACCAGCUCUUACUCAACGACAGGAGCAUAACCGUGCAGAAGGAAUCGUCAGAAGCUCUAGGGGCUGGUUUCAGACUUGGCUUUCUGGGCACCCUGCACUGUUCCGUCUUCGAGGACCGGUUGCGACAGGAGCAUGGCGCAAGUAUUAUUAUCACGCCGCCGACUGUGCCUGUCAAGAUCGUCUGGAAAGACGGUAAGGAGGAUGUUAUCACCAAUCCAUCCCAUUUUCCGGAAGACGAUGAUCUACGCUUGAAGGUCGCUGAACUUCAAGAACCCUACGUUCUCGCCACUAUCACCUUCCCGGAGGAAUAUCUAGGUAAGGUGAUUGAGCUGUGCGAAGCGAACCGGGGUGUGCAGCAGAGUCUGGAGUUCUUCACGGCCACCCAAGUCAUUUUGAAAUACGAACUUCCCCUUUCCCAGCUGGUGGAUGAUUUCUUUGGCAAGCUCAAGGGAUCUACAAAGGGAUAUGCCAGCCUGGAUUACGAGGACGCUGGCUGGCAGCGGAGUAGCAUCGUCAAACUGCAGCUCCUAGUGAAUCACGCGCCUGUCGAUGCUGUCUCACGGAUCGUCCACUACAGCCAGGCGGAGAGAUUGGGUAAGCAAUGGGUUACCAAGUUCAAGGAGCACGUCGACCGCCAGAUGUUCGAGGUUGUCAUCCAAGCUGCUGUCGGACGAAAGAUCGUCGCGCGAGAAACCAUCAAACCGUUCCGCAAAGACGUGCUUGCAAAGCUGCACGCUAGUGAUAUUACACGACGAAGGAAGUUGCUGGAGAAGCAGAAAGAAGGCCGGAAGAAGCUCAAGGCGGUUGGCAACUCGUCUCUCAACUUCAACUUCUGCCAUGCUCUGCCCGUGACUACAGCGAUGCAGCCUCCGGAAGCUGUGCAGGUCGACCUGGGCAAGGCCCAGGUCAUCGAUCGCGUUCCUAAAGUGAUCAAGGAACUGAAAUUUGGUGUUAUGUCCAACGAUGACAUCGUCAGCCAAGCCGUUGUUGAAGUCUCGGAUCGCAAGCUGUUCGACUUGGAACAUGAUAGAGCUGUCGUGAAGAAUGGUCCUCUCGACGGGCGCAUGGGUAUAUCGAACAAGUCCGGCACCUGCGACACCUGCGGUGGCGCUCUUCAAGUUUGCAACGGGCAUUUCGGCCAUGUCAGAUUGGUAUUGCCAGCUUUCCACGUUGGUUACUUCAAGCGCGUCAUUAGUAUUUUGCAGGAGAUCUGCAAGGAAUGCUCUCGAAUUCUUCUCCCUGAAGCGGAGCGCCGCUCAUACCUUCGCGAGCUCCGACGCCCUGGACUCGAUAACCUACGUCGAAUGCAGAUUGCCAAAAGGAUCAAUGAGCGGUGCCGAAAGACCCGAGUCUGCGAAGGAUGUGGCGCCAUCAACGGUGUGGUGAAGAAGGCCGGUACCAGCGCUCUCAAAAUCACCCACGACAAAUUCCGCGCUUUCAAUGCAUCCACGUCUGUGAAGAAGAUCCCGCCUCCCAGCAAGAUUGUCUUCGAUCGCUCCUUCGAGGAGGCCAGGAACUCUAACCCGGAAGUCGACAAGCAUGUGAAGAAGGCCCAAGACGACCUUAAUGCUCUUCGAGUUCUGAACCUAUUCAAGGAGAUCACUGAUAGUGAUUGUGAGCUCUUGGGUCUGAACCCGAAAGAAGCACGCCCUGAAAUGUUCUUGUGGCAGUUCAUUCCCGCACCACCGGUUUGCAUUCGUCCAUCGGUUGGCCAGGAGGCUGCUUCGACUGAAGAUGAUCUUACUGCUAAAUUAGGUGAUAUUGUCCAGAGCAAUAUCAACCUGAAAAACGCACUAUUGAAGGGCGCACCUGUUCAAACGAUCAUGGAAUGCUGGGAUUACAUGCAACUGCAGAUAGCUGUGUAUAUUAACAGCGACGUUCCAGGUCUGAACAAAGCUGAUUUCGGAAAGCCCAUCCGUGGAUUCUGUCAAAGACUCAAGGGAAAACAGGGUCGAUUCCGUGGAAAUUUGUCGGGAAAACGUGUUGACUUUUCUGGGAGAACUGUCAUUUCUCCUGAUCCGAACUUGCGCGUAGAUGAAGUCGCCGUUCCGAUCCUUGUGGCAAAAAACAUGACCUAUCCUGAGGCAGUCACCAGGUAUAACAAAGAGAAACUGCAGCAAAGAGUCAGGAAUGGUACCAAACAUUGGCCUGGAGCAAAUUACCUCGUCAAAAAGGGAACAAGCUUCAAGAUGUUCCUGAAGUACGGUAACCUUAAUAUGAUGGCAGAUCAGUUGCAGGAGGGAGACAUUGUUGAGAGACAUAUCGAAGAUGGAGAUAUCGUCCUCUUCAACCGCCAGCCGUCUCUACACAAGUUGAGUAUUCUCUCUCACUUCGCCAAAGUUCGCCCGCACCGAACUUUCCGUCUCAACGAGUGUGUUUGCAAUCCUUAUAACGCGGAUUUCGACGGAGACGAGAUGAACCUCCAUGUCCCCCAGACGGAGGAGGCUAGAGCAGAGGCCAUGGAACUGAUGGGUGUGAAGAACAACCUGGCUACGCCCAAGAACGGCGAACCCAUCAUUGGUGCUAUCCAAGAUUUCAUCAGUGCGGCAUACGUCCUGAGUAGCAAGGAGAGAUUUUUCAAUCGGAAAGACUUCACGCAAGUCUGCCUCUACAUGCUGGGCCCCGAAGUCCGGUUCGACCUACCUCCGCCUGCGAUACUCAAGCCACAGAUGCUUUGGACUGGUAAGCAAGUCUUCAACAUUCUGAUGCAUCCGAAUAAGGAUGACCCUGUUCUUGUCAACUUCGAUGCCCCCUGUCGAGAAUUCAAGCAACCCAAGGGUAAUACACCCCGUGAUCUCGACCCUAAUGAUGGCUGGCUGGUUAUCCGUAACUCGGAAAUAAUGUGCGGUGUUAUGGACAAAUCCACCAUCGGUUCGGGAAAGAAAGAUAACGUCUUCUAUAUCAUGUUGAGAGAUUACGGCCCCGCUGCAGCAGCAGAAGGUAUGAACCGUCUCUCGAAAUUGUCUGCUAGAUGGUUCACAAAUAUGGGUUUCUCAAUUGGUAUUACCGAUGUUUAUCCAAGUGAGAAACUGCUACAGUCAAAGGCAAAGCUUGUCGAGAGUGCCUACGCCACCUCCGAUGAGGUCAUUGCCAAAUUCAAAGCCGGUACUCUCGAGAAAUCACCAGGUCUCGAUGAGUCGCAGACUAUGGAACAGCAGAUCUCCGGUAUCCUGUCCAAGGUUCGUGGACAGGCUGGAGAGGAAUGUAUCUCCCAGCUGAGCAAAUGGAACUCGCCCCUAAUCAUGGCCACUUCUGGCUCCAAGGGUUCGAGUAUCAACGUCGCUCAGAUGGUUGCCCUUGUGGGUCAACAGAUUAUUGCGGGUCAGCGUGUCCAGGAUGGUUUCCAGGACCGAACGUUGCCUCACUUUCCGAAGAAUGCUCGUCAACCUUUAUCGAAGGGUUUCGUUAGUAACAGUUUCUUCUCUGGACUGACACCUACUGAGUUCUUCUUCCACGCUAUCUCUGGACGUGAAGGUCUUAUCGAUACCGCCGUCAAGACCGCAGAAACAGGAUACAUGUCUCGCCGUUUGAUGAAGUCUCUUGAAGAUCUCUCUUGUCGCUAUGAUGACACGGUCCGAAACUCGUCCGCCAGUAUCGUGCAGUUCCAAUACGGUGACGACAAGCUAGAUCCCGUCGACAUGGAAGCCAAGGCCAAGCCUGUGCACUUCGACCGGACCUUCAUCCACGCUGAAUCAACCACGUACAAAAACGAUGAGCGCAGCUUGCUUCCGGACGAGAUCAUGAACGUAUGCAGCGAAAUGCUGGCGCCGGAGAGAGCGAAGCUCGUACGAAAGGAUCUCCUCGGAAAUGAACUUGACUAUAAGGACACGAGUGACAAUGGUGUCGAUCAGUUCGAGAGCGCUCGCGAGUUCCUGGAUUCUAUUGAGCAUUAUGUACAACUUAAGGCUAACCGUCUGGAGUCCCGGGCUGGAGACGCCAAUGCAUCUGAUGAGGACAGUAAAAAGGGUCUUAACCAUACCGGAAAGUUGACGGAGAGAACACUGAGGGCUUUCAUCACUUCAUGUUUGACCAAGUACAAGAAGGCUCAAGUGGAACCUGGUCACGCCGUGGGUGCAGUCGGUGCACAGUCUAUUGGUGAACCUGGAACGCAGAUGACGUUGAAGACCUUCCACUUUGCUGGUGUUGCCGGUAUGAGUAUCACACAGGGUGUUCCCCGUAUCAAGGAAAUCAUCAACGCUUCCAAGGAGAUCAGUACUCCAGUCAUAUCCUGUGAAUUGGUCACCAAGGACAGUAUCAUCGCAGCCCGAAUUGUCAAGGGUAGGAUCGAGAAGACCUAUCUUCGCGACAUCAUUCACUAUAUCAAGGAGACGUGGACUGGCAAGGAAGCUUACAUCACUGUCAAGAUCAACUGGAAGACGAUAAGUGACUUGGCUCUUGAGCUCACUAUCAGGGACAUCGUCGAGGCCAUCAAGAGGAACAAGCGUUUCAAGUCCGAGGACAUCAAGUUCCGUCAGUCGAGAUCUCACAUUCAUGUGCACGUCGACCAGGAUCCGAAUAGCAAGAUCUCUCUGUCGAAGACAGAAAUUGCUGCGACAAGCGCGGACCCAUUCCUUCGCUUGAAGCACCUGAAGCGUCUCCUGCCAGAUAUUCAGGUGCUCGGUCACCCUCAGGCUGCCCGUGCCAUUAUCAGCACAGACGAUAUUAAGGGGACCAACAGGCUCCUUGUCGAAGGUUACGGUCUCCGUCAGUGUAUGACCACUGAUGGUGUGGAAGGCCAUCGCACUGUCACGAACAACAUCAUGGAAAUGAAGGAUGUCCUGGGUAUCGAGGCCGCUCGUACGACCAUCGCCAAGGAAAUCAGCGACGUCAUGGGCGAUAUGGGUAUUGAUCCCCGUCACAUGCAGCUUCUUGCCGAUGUCAUGACCUACAAGGGAGAAGUGCUGGGUAUCACUCGAUUUGGUCUUGCUAAGAUGCGCGACUCCGUCCUGCAACUGGCUUCGUUCGAGAAGACUGCCGACCACCUCUUCGAUGCGGGUGGUGCGGGCCGUACCGAUCUCGUCGAGGGUGUCUCGGAGUGUAUCAUCAUGGGCAAGUCCAUCUCCCUUGGUACCGGCGCAAUGGAAGUUGUCCGCAAAUUGAACUUCUACGAAGGCCAGAUUGGGCCCAAGAAGACAAUCUUCGAAGACUCUUGGUCUGAAAUCUACGACGCACCGCUUGAGGCCCGCAAAACCAAACGAAGAAAGAGAGUCUAG
This is a messenger RNA of Paecilomyces variotii, 6342 nucleotides long. RefSeq names its product DNA-directed RNA polymerase III largest subunit. NCBI's taxonomy places the organism in Eukaryota, Fungi, Ascomycota, Eurotiomycetes, Eurotiales, Thermoascaceae. Gene Ontology annotation, biological process: DNA-templated transcription. The record is from RefSeq and is a predicted model, not a curated record. Gene Ontology annotation, molecular function: GTPase activity; DNA binding; DNA-directed RNA polymerase activity. The transcript is spliced from 5 exons. Bases 1 to 6342 code for a protein of 2113 amino acids.